ACACUGUUCAAUUUCCCCUUCACGGCAAGCCGACGAGUCCGAUUGUUCAGAAUGCCGUCGUUUAAUCAUCCCUAGCUUCUGUUGAUUAAUCGUUACUGAGCAAAAAGAAGGAUAGAAUGGAGAUGGAGGGCGUUUUUGCUGAAGGUGUUGAUGGUUAUUUUGUACCCGAGAGUCCCAUUUCGGAUAAUCAGCAGGUGAACGUUGGGAGUCAUACUGAAGCUGUGGGGCUCUCAGGUUGUAUUAAGAGUUUCAGCAGUGAAAGUGAAGGUGAAAUUGUGCUUGAUUCAGAAGAUGAAGGAAUGCAUGGAAAUGAAGGCAUUCAUGCUGAAGCAAUGACAAGAGGAAGGUGUGUGGGGAAGAGAAGAUAUGCUCCUGGCUAUCAUUCGUGCAAAGGAUACCUUAGGAAGAAGAAGAAUCCUUUGUGGGCUAUUAAUGAAUGCUUAGAUGUUGAAGAAACCCGGCAAGAUUUGCAGUGCAGCGAAAUGCCCAAGAAUUUGGGUAGAAUCAGUCGGAACGGUUGUAAAGACGCUUCAGCAAGAGAUGAUGAUGAUCUUAACCAUCUUCUCAUGUGUAAGUACGUUGAAUCUCAAGAACCAGAACGCUCUUCAGAAGAAAACGCGCUGAAAGUUGUGGACCUUUACCUAUUGAACAAUGAUCCAAAUGCAUUUCCCCUCGUUGAAACUGGAGCGAAGGGUAGUUCAGUGUCACCCCGAAUUUCACACCCAAACGGACCUCAAACUUUGGCAAGGAUAAAGAAUCAGACACGCCUUGAUAAGAAGCUAGAAGUCUUUGACUGGUCUGGAAAUUCAAGUGGCGAUGAAGAAACUUCUUCCUUAAACAGAAGGAAAAUCAACUUAGACUUGGAGUGCAACAUUGAUGGACUCUGUGAUGGUGUUCUAGCAGUUCAGAAGCCAAAAGCCGUAGGUAAUGUUUUCCAAUUGAAUUACGGGGAAGGAAGAUCAAGUUCAAAUAAAAUGGAGAUCUCAAAGUUUCAAGCCUUGGAUACUAGUUUUCAGGAUGAGUUGCAUAAAGAUGAACAGGAUCAAUUGAAUGUAGCAUCCACAUAUGACUACGAGGUUGGCUUUGACACCCAAGUGGCAGCCGAGGCUAUGGAAGCCUUGUCUUAUGCCCUUCCUCUAAAUUUGGAUCCUUUUUGUAAACAUAAGGGUACUAAAAAAGAAACCCAGAUGACUGAAUUAAUCCCCCCUGCAGAAUCAGUCUCAAGUGGAAAUCAUAUUGAACAAUAUGACUUCAAGGGUAGCAAGCAUGGGAGACGACUCUCUAGAACAUUCCUUACUAAAGAGCUUGCUAAAUUAGGGCAUAGAGAGUCACUACCUGAUUUCAUGCCGAGAAAUUCGAGGAGAAAGGGUCAUACAAAUGUCAAGGUCUUGCUCAGCCAGGGUUUGGAUAAGAGAACAAUUAAACGCCAGAAAAAGAUUGUGGCACGGCUUGGCUUUUCCGUGGCAUCUUGCUGUUCAGAUGCUUCACACUUCGUAGCUGAUAAAUUUCUGAGAACAAAGAAUAUGUUGGAAGCAAUGGCCAUUGGAAUACCUGUGGUUACACAUUUGUGGCUUGAGAGUUGUGGGCAAGCGAACUCUUUUAUUAAUGAGAAGAUGUUCAUAUUGAGGGAUUAUAAAAAGGAAAGAGAAAUUGGUUUCAGCAUGCCUGACUCUCUUGCCUUUUCUCGCCAGCAUCCACUCCUGAGAGAUCAUAAAGUGUUUAUUACCCCAAACGUGAAGCCCAGUAGAUGCACGAUUCAAAGCUUGGUCACUGCAGUUCAAGGCCAGGAAGUGGCUGAAACCAAAGAUGUAACUACUCAAGGAGGGACAUUAGUUCUUUCAUCUGAAGAAGAUUUUGCAGCUUGUGCACCAUUUCUAAAGAAAGGAAUUGCAGUUUACAGUUCAGAGCUUUUGCUUAACGGGAUUGUUACUCAGAAACUUGAAUACGAAAGAUAUAGGCUGUUCAAUAAUCAUGUUAAGGAAGACUGCCCAAUCUCCCAUGCAAACUAACCUGGAGAUCAAGUCUGUAUACUACAUGCAAUAUAAGGCGCUGGUAAAU
Molecule: messenger RNA, 2058 nt
Organism: Cuscuta campestris
Lineage: Eukaryota; Viridiplantae; Streptophyta; Magnoliopsida; Solanales; Convolvulaceae
Source: the annotation of a GenBank genome assembly